CGUCGGAAACAAAAGCCCGCAUCCAAACAACUUCGGCGCAGUAGCGUGCCUCAUUUGAGGAUGUGUGGCUGUUGGACAGUUCACCUGUUGCCGCCUCUUCGUCAGCUCUGAGGACGGCGCGCCGAAGGAAGGAAGGACCACAUGGAGGAGCACAGCCAGCCCAACUCCAGCGUCUGUCACUCGGACGAUGGCCCGGAAAGAGUGCAAAGCAGCCCGGCAUUCUCUGGACCGGUCUUUGCCAUCCUCAUGGCGAUGAUGGUGACUUUAGUGGUUGUGACAGUUUUGGGGAACGCUCUGGUCAUGUUCGCCUUCAAAGUGGACAAGAGUCUGAGGAGGCAAUGUAAUUACUACUUCCUGAAUCUGGCAAUAUCGGACUUUCUCGUAGGAGCAUUCUGCAUUCCAGUUUACAUCCCUUACAUCCUUACUGGCCGCUGGACGCUGGGCAGGAGAUUGUGCAAGCUGUGGCUGGUCAUGGACUACCUGCUGUGCUCCGCCUCCGUCUUCAGUAUCGUCCUUAUAAGCUAUGAUCGUUUUCUUUCAGUCACCAGAGCGGUGACUUACCGGGCCAGACAGAGCAUGUCUCAUCCAGCCAUCAUGAAGAUGAUUAUUGUGUGGGUGCUGGCUUUUGUCCUGUACAGCCCGGCCAUCAUAUUCUGGGAGCUAGCGGUGGGCCGAAGCCGGGUGCCGAAGGAGGAGUGCUUCGCCGAAUUCUAUCACUCGUGGUACUUCCUGCUGUGCGCCUCCAUGCUGGAGUUCUUCUCUCCUUUCAUCUCGGUGUCUUUCUUCAACCUCAGCAUUUAUCUGAACAUACGCAGGCGGAGGCUCCGCUGUAGGGAGGCCCAACUCAACCUUCAGAUAAAUGAACCUGUGUCUACUCCAGGGGAGGGUAUUCCUCUUUCUCAUACCUGGGGUACGGGGGGCAAACUGGCCGUGAGGGGCUCCAUCCACUCCCCGGGAUCCUCUCCCAAUUUGGGCAAAACGGAUCCGUCUAGCGGCAGGGUGGCCCAUCCUAACCGUCUGUCCAGAGAUAAGAAAAUUGCUAAGUCUCUGGCCAUCAUUGUGUGCGUGUUUGCCAUCUGUUGGGCACCGUACACCCUACUGAUGAUCAUCCGGGCCGCCUGCAGAGGGCGAUGCAUCCCGCAUCACUGGUAUGAGGUCACCUUCUGGCUCCUGUGGCUCAACUCGGCCAUUAACCCUUUCCUCUACCCACUGUGUCACAGCAGUUUUCGCAGGGCUUUCACUAAGAUUUUAUGCCCAAAGCAGCGAAGCUCGACUCCCUCAAUAGCCGUCCUUCGAGAUGGCCGGUGACAGUCUGACGUGCACUGCUUGAAAGUCUUAAACUGUGAAUUAUUCCAACUUUAACGCAUAAAAUAAGCAAGCAUAAUUGUCUAGUCUGUGUGUGAAUUGUCAUCUACUGUGGGAAGAAAGUGCAAUCUUGUAAAUGUUUUUGCAUCACAUAAACGUCUGAAAUGUUUACAGUUGCUAAGACAGGGAAAAUAUUAUAUAAAAAAUGGUCUUACUUGGCAACUUCAGCCUAAAAUCUAUAAUAUGAAUGUAUUUGCAUAAAAGAUCAAUGUUGUUAUCACAGUGUUAUUGCCAUCAAAUAGAGCUUUAUUGGAAAAUCCAUCUACGAAGCCAUCGUGCCCGUAUAAAGACACAUUCUGUUUAGCAUAUUCUUUAUCACUGAAUUUAUACAAUAGAACAAUGGCUGAAUAUUUGUGUCUAAUACAGAAAUGUCUUGCAAAAAAACACAUUUGUAAGUUGGACUGCACC
Messenger RNA from Corythoichthys intestinalis (scribbled pipefish), 1773 nucleotides. RefSeq names its product histamine H3 receptor-like. Gene Ontology annotation, biological process: G protein-coupled receptor signaling pathway, coupled to cyclic nucleotide second messenger; adenylate cyclase-inhibiting G protein-coupled acetylcholine receptor signaling pathway; chemical synaptic transmission. NCBI's taxonomy places the organism in Eukaryota, Metazoa, Chordata, Actinopteri, Syngnathiformes, Syngnathidae. Gene Ontology annotation, cellular component: plasma membrane; synapse; dendrite. The transcript is spliced from 3 exons. Bases 142 to 1308 code for a protein of 388 amino acids. The record is from RefSeq and is a predicted model, not a curated record. Gene Ontology annotation, molecular function: histamine receptor activity; G protein-coupled acetylcholine receptor activity; G protein-coupled serotonin receptor activity.